Molecule: messenger RNA, 843 nt
Organism: Phlebotomus argentipes
Lineage: Eukaryota; Metazoa; Arthropoda; Insecta; Diptera; Psychodidae
Exons: 2
Coding region: 65-739 (224 amino acids)
Source: RefSeq, a predicted model, not a curated record
UGACGUUGAAUGGCUUUGUGUGAUUGUCAGUGCAUAUGUGAAAAUCUCAGGGAAAAUCGUGAAAAUGGAUUUGGCAGCUAUACGGGAGGCUCGCCGAAAGAAAAUUCUGGAAAAUAGUGCAAACAGACUGGGAAAGAUCACCGGAAGACCACCACAAGAAAACAGUCCUCCGCAACGUGCGGUUCCACAAGUCAAUGGAGAAAUUUACCCAGAUCCCGAACUUGAGCCCACUGAGGAGUUCAUGCCCAGAUUUUUCGGUGCCAAUGCACAGAAUGAGGAUAUUUUGCACCUGCUCAACUCCACACGACCGGGCGCAAAUGCAAAUCCGCCAGGAAAGAGGUGGUCUGAGCCUCCGCAGAAUUUCUUGAGUCGAAUCCUCGGUACAAAAGUUCACAUCGCAUUUAUCGGAAUAUUUGUGUACAUGUUGUUUUCCACUGGCAAUGAACACAUCGUGGCCGGAAACGUCUUCCUGCCACUCAUACUGUGGGAACUUGCAGACUUCCUGGUUAUGAAGAACUACCAAAGUCGCAGCAGUGUUUCCUCUAUAGUCUUCAUCAUCAGUUGCAUACCAACGCUGACCAGCACUGUGUGGAUUUUCGAGAAGGUGUACAAAGUCCUCCAGGAUGUGUCGAUCUUCACCAGCUUCUUUGUGAUGAGCCACUUAUUCUGGCAUAAAUUCAUCCUCGGGUCGGAUCUGGUGAGCCUCCUGGACUAUCCGCCACCAUUCGAGCGACUAUGACGAGGACUAUGACACUUUAUGUAUUUAAUCGCUUUUUAAUUCAAACUGUUUCGUCUUAAACAUACUAAAGAAUUAGAGGGAUGUCGGGAAGUGGUUGCAAAAUA